Xiphias gladius (swordfish) is the source of this 1401-nucleotide messenger RNA. It is a transcript of the gene slc35f4, whose product is annotated as solute carrier family 35 member F4. NCBI's taxonomy places the organism in Eukaryota, Metazoa, Chordata, Actinopteri, Istiophoriformes, Xiphiidae. The transcript is spliced from 7 exons. The coding region runs from base 1 to 1401 and encodes 466 amino acids. The record is from RefSeq and is a predicted model, not a curated record. Gene Ontology annotation, cellular component: membrane.
AUGACAAGCACCGAGAGUGCUCUGGAGAGCGGAGACCAGCCUUGCAUCCGGCUGGAGCCCCUGAAGAACACGCACUUGCCGGGCAAGGCGACGCCGACCGGUGGCAGCCGCGCUGCCUUCAUGGACAGCAGCCCCAAAGUGACAGCCAACGGGGUGCACGACAUAGAGGACCGGAUCCUGAGGAUCACCGGCUACUACGGCUACAACCCGGGAUACUCCAGUCAUAGAAGAGAGGAUGGUUCUGAGUCUCAUGCGGAGACACCAGGCAGCGAGACCAGCGGAGAGAGCCAAUCCUACCAGACCUGCACCAACACAGCCCUGAAGGUGCUGGGUGGUCUGCUGAUGGUGCUGUGUGUUUCGUCCUCCUGGGUGGGUACCACUCAGGUGGUGAAGCUGACCUUCCAGUCGUUCUCCUGUCCCUUUUUCAUCUCCUGGUUCAGCAGCAACUGGAACAUCCUCUUCUUCCCCAUCUACUACUCUGGACAUGUGGUUACAACACGGGAGAAGCAGACCCCCAUACAGAAAUUCAGGGAGUGCAGCAAGCUCUUUGGGGAGGAUGGGAUGACUCUCAAGCUUUUUGUAAAGAGGACAGCACCCUUUUCAAUCCUGUGGACACUGACCAACUACCUGUACCUCCUGGCCUUGAAGAAACUGACCGCCACUGAUGUCUCUGCCCUCUACUGCUGCCACAAGGCCUUCGUCUUUCUCCUGUCCUGGAUCGUCCUCAAGGAUCGGUUCAUGGGUGUUCGGAUUGUGGCAGCCAUAAUGGCCAUCACGGGUAUUGUCAUGAUGGCCUAUGCGGACGGUUUCCAUGGUGAUUCCUUUGUGGGUGUGGCACUGGCUGUGGGCUCAGCCUCAACAUCAGCCCUAUACAAGGUGCUGUUCAAGAUGUUCCUAGGCAGUGCCAACCUUGGAGAGGUGGCUCACUUCCUUUCCACCAUGGGCUUCUUCAACCUCAUCUUCAUCUCCUGUGUGCCCCUCAUCCUCUACUUCACCAAGGUAGAGCACUGGGGCUCACUGUCCUCACUGCCCUGGGGAUACCUGUGUGGACUAGCAGGACUGUGGCUGGUGUUCAACAUCUUGGUCCAUGUUGGUGUGGUACUGACCUACCCCAUUCUCAUCUCAAUAGGGACGCUGCUCAGUGUGCCGGGCAAUGCAGCCAUAGAUGUUUUGAAACAUGAGGUGAUCUUCAGUGUGGUGCGCCUGGCAGCCACCUGCAUCAUCUGCCUGGGCUUCUUGCUCCUGCUGCUGCCAGAGGAGUGGGACUCAGUCACGCUGCGCUUCCUGGCCAACAUCGCAGACAAAAAGUCAGAGGAACACGGGGAGGAGCUCACGGAGUCCAGCAUCCACACUCGAAGCCGCAGCCGAGCAAAUGGCACCAUCUCCAUUCCCUUGGCGUGA